This is a messenger RNA of Rosa chinensis, 2427 nucleotides long. Its product is annotated as MLO-like protein 12. Gene Ontology annotation, biological process: defense response. The coding region runs from base 490 to 2181 and encodes 563 amino acids. The record is from RefSeq and is a predicted model, not a curated record. NCBI's taxonomy places the organism in Eukaryota, Viridiplantae, Streptophyta, Magnoliopsida, Rosales, Rosaceae. Gene Ontology annotation, cellular component: membrane. The transcript is spliced from 15 exons.
AGGAAAAAUAAAAAACUUGGAUGAAUGCAUAGAUUAUGGAUUAAGAACUUGCAUCUAGUCAUAAAGAAGCUAAUUAGCUGGGAUGAAUGCAUCUUUAAUUUGGAACUAACUGCUGCGUAGUUCUUAGAUUAUGUUCAAUUUAAAGAAGGUAAAUCGAGUACUUCUGCUCGCCCACCGUUUGCCGAGUCCAAACUUCCCACUGAUGUUACUCGAAAUCGAAUAGGAAUAGUCUGUGAGCUAGUUUCCUGAUUAGCUUCUACGUUUUGAUAGCCAAGAAAAGUCAGCAGACAAGGACAGAAGCUUUUACCAUAGGAAGUCGUCACAACAGCUCUUCAGAAAGUCUUGAAUGUCUUGUCCACCUCUGUAACUCCAUAUGUCAGAAGAAAUCAAUUGCCCUUAUAAAUAACAGACAUAAACACAGAAUGGUUUAUAUAUAGACAUAAGUUCUUAUUGUUUUCUUGUGAGUUCUUUUGAGUAAUAGAAACUCCAAUGGAACUUGAAUAUGAGCGUACAUUAGAGAAAACACCAACAUGGGCAGUUGCUGUGGUCUGUUUUGUGUUGCUUGUAAUAUCAAUUUUCAUUGAGCAUGUCAUAAACUUCAUAGGAAAGUGGUUUAAAAGUAGACACAAGCGAGCUCUCUAUGAAGCUCUUGAGAAGCUCAAAUCAGAGCUUAUGCUGUUGGGAUUCCUGUCCUUGCUCCUAACAGUUCUACAAGAUCCAAUCGCUGGUAUAUGUAUACCGAAGAGUGUUGCAGCCACUUGGCAUCCUUGCAAUGAUGCCACUCCAGAUAGUAAGGCUAGAAAACUUCAUGAAUCCUCAGAUUCUGUCUUCAGUUUCCGGCGCAAAUUAGCCACAAAAGGAUAUGAUAAGUGCACGAAGAAUGGUAAAGUUGCCUUUGUAUCUGCAUAUGGGAUUCACCAGCUCCAUGUAUUUAUCUUUGUGCUAGCAGUUUUUCAUGUGCUCUACUGCAUCACAACCUUGGCUUUGGGAAGACACAAGAUGAGAAUAUGGAAGUAUUGGGAGAAUGAGACAAAAACAGUUGAAUACCAGUUCAGUACUGAUCCAGAAAGAUUUAGGUAUGCGAGGGAUACAUCAUUCGGUAGAAGGCAUUUGAACUUCUGGAGCCAGUCACCAGUUUUCCUUUGGAUUGUGUGCUUCUUCAGACAGUUCUUCAGGUCAGUUACUAAGACUGAUUACCUGACUCUGAGGCAUGGCUUUAUCAUGGCACAUUUAGCACCUGGGAGUGAAACGACCUUUGAUUUUCGAAAGUACAUAAGUAGAUCUCUUGAAGAUGACUUCUUAGUUAUUGUUGAGAUCAGUCCAAUUAUAUGGUUCUCUGCAGUGUUGUUCCUGUUGUCUAACGCAUAUGGAUGGUAUUCUUAUCUCUGGCUGCCAUUUAUCUCCUUAUUUAUAAUCCUCUUGGUGGGAACUAAACUACAAGUGAUUAUAACCAUGAUGGGGAUGAGGAUCCAGGAAAGAGGGGGUGUGGUGAUGGGUGCACCGCUUGUUCAACCUGGUGAUCACUACUUCUGGUUUGGACUGCCCCGCUUCAUGCUCUUCCUCAUCCACUUUGUUUUGUUCCAGAAUGCAUUUCAGCUGGCCUUCUUUGCAUGGAGUACAUGGCAGUUUGGCAUAGAUUCUUGCUUCCACCAAACCCCUGAAGAUAUCGCCAUCAGGAUCUCAAUGGGGGUUAUCAUACAAGUUUUAUGUAGUUAUGUGACUCUGCCGCUCUAUGCUUUAGUGACACAGAUGGGUUCUAGUAUGAAACCCACUGUUUUUAAUGAGGGAGUGGCAGAAGCAGUGAAAAGUUGGCAUCACAAAGCAAAAAAGAAAGUAAAGCACAGCCUGCAUUCAGAGAGAAGCACACCAUUCUCAAGUAGGCCUGAAACUCCUACACAUGGCAUGUCACCAGUUCAUCUAUUGCACAAUGUCAACAACCGCAGUGAUGAGGAUGACUUGUUUCCACCUCCAGAAGCAUCAAUCGUCGUCGAAAUGGAACAUUUGGACACUGAAGGUUCACAAAAGAACAAUGUUGGACCGAGUGAAAGAGGAGCAAUUAGGCAAACUAGUACUGUUAGAGAAUUAGGCCAAAUUCAUGAGCCUCCAGCUCCAAGCCCCUCUCAGGCUCAGCAUGUAGUUAAAAGUCCGUCAAGCUUCUCAUUUGGUACAUCAAGAAAGUGAAAGAGUUGAACUCUGGAAAAACGAUGCUAAUGUACACCAUUUUUUCUUCUGUUUGAGCAUUUGCAGAAACAUGGUUAGGAUAUGACAAUGUUCAGUUGUGUUGUGUGUAAGAUAUACUACUACUGCAAAUGCAUGAUGUCACAUAGAUUUUUUGCUCCUUUAGGCUUGGCAUAUUAUACUUCAUUUUUUCUUUUUACAGUGUGAUCUUAUAAUGUGUUAAAGAACAUCAAUCUCUUCCUUCAAUCA